GACGCGGUUUGGAUUUUAAAGCUGCAAUUUCUUUCAAAAAGCCAUGCUUUUUUAAUUCAGAAUCUACAUUCGUUUGUCUGAAGGUAUAAGUGGUGAAAAUGAAGCUGCUUUUUAAUUUGCUCGCGGUAGUUUUGUUUUUACUCGACGAUGGUGUGUAUUCAGACAUAGAGUCAGUGUCAGUGUUUGUGAAGAAGGGAGAUUCAGUCACUCUACACACUGGUGUUCAAACAAAACAACAAGAAGAGAUUAAAUGGUAUAUUAAUGACAUUCGCAUCGCUCAAAUCAGGGGAGAUCUCAGUUAUAUCUGUACAGAUGUUCAGUGUAAUAAUGGUACUGAGAGAUUCAGAGACAGAUUGAAGCUGGAUCAUCAGACUGGAUCUCUGACCAUCAUGAACAUCACAAACACAGACUCUGGACUUUAUGAACUGAAGAUCAUCAUCAUCAGCAGCAGCAGUGACAAGGCCUUCAAUGUUACUGUCAGUGAUGUUCCUGCUGCCGAACUAUAUGAAAUGGAAGAGGGAGAAUCUGUCACUUUAGAUUCUGGUGUAAUAAGAAAACCCAAUGAUUCAAUGUCAUGGUAUUUUAAUGAAAUUCCCAUCGCUGAAAUCGCUGGAGAUCGGAGUAAGAUCUGUAUAGAUGUUCAGAGUGAUGGGAGAUUCAGAGACAGACUGAAGCUGGAUCAUCAGACUGGAUCUCUGACCAUCACGAACAUAACAAACACAGAUGGAGGACUUUAUCAUAUACAGAUCAAAAGCAGCAGCAGCAGCUUCAGCAUCAGCAUGGUCCCCUAG
Molecule: messenger RNA, 791 nt
Organism: Megalobrama amblycephala (Wuchang bream)
Lineage: Eukaryota; Metazoa; Chordata; Actinopteri; Cypriniformes; Xenocyprididae
Exons: 4
Coding region: 99-791 (230 amino acids)
Source: RefSeq, a predicted model, not a curated record